UGGUGGUGGUACAGUAUCCGUAGAACCGCCAUUUCUGCCCUUCUUACUUUCGGGUUUUUGAACAAAAGAAAAGAGACUGAUGUUUUGGGGGGAAGAUAUCAUCACCGGGCGUCGAAGAGUCGGUUUCUAGCUCAGCGAGAGAGAGAGAGAGAGAGAGAGAGAGAGAGAGAGAGAGAAGGACUGAUUCUCUGAGGAAGGUGCGAUGGACAACUCAUGCUUCGUUUACUGUGUAAUACUGCUCAAAGGACCAACUUUCUUUUUCAUCAUAUGAAUUAUUGUGAACGAGAAGAAGAAUUUUCUUGGGUUCUGGCUCUCUGCAUUGCAGGUGUCAUUCUUUUUUUCUCUCCCUCAUGGGUUGAUUCGCUAUCAGUGGGGAGUAUGGGCUCUAGGACGGGACUGAAAACCAGUUAUGAGCUUUAAGCAGUGGUCGAGACAUGGGUGUUCCCGCUUUGUUUACUAAGUUGGAGAAAUGAACCCGCUUGGAGGAGAGAAGAGCAUCUGAGAUGUUGUCUGCUGUCUGUGAGAGACUCAAAAGCAAUAAGUUGCAGAGUUUGGCGAGUGUGGUAGAGGAGAUGAAGGGUCAGGGAGAAUUGCAGGGUCAGCCAGGCGCUCGGAAAAUCAUAAACUCAGAGCUAUGGCAUGCCUGUGCUGGCCCCCUUGUUUCCUUGCCCCAAAUAGGCAGCUUGGCCUAUUAUUUCCCUCAGGGACACACCGAACAGGUGGCCUUUUCUACGAGACAGGUUGCCAACUCGCAUAUCCCAAACUACGCAAGCUUGCCUUCUCAACUGUUGUGCCAAGUUCACAGUGUCACACUCCAUGCAGAUAAAGAUACUGAUGAGAUUUUUGCACAGAUGACUCUUCAACCUGUGAAAAAUGAGAUGGAUGUCUUCUCUUCUCCACAAUCAGAAUCAAAGCAUAGUAAACAGCCUAGUGAUUACUUCUGCAAGACAUUGACUGCAAGUGACACAAGUACCCAUGGGGGUUUCUCAGUACCUCGUCGUGCUGCUGAAAACCUAUUUCCUCCUCUUGAUUUCUCAAUGCAGCCUCCAACUCAGGAGCUUAUAGUCAGGGACUUGCAUGAUAACACUUGGACAUUCCGCCAUAUUUAUAGAGGUCAGCCAAAAAGACACCUUCUAACAACUGGAUGGAGUUUAUUCAUAAGCGCAAAAAGACUUAAAGCUGGCGAUUCAGUACUUUUUAUCAGGGAUGAGAAAUCUCAGCUGCUUAUUGGUGUAAGACGUGCAAAUCGUCAGCAAACAACUUUGCCAUCUUCAGUUCUUUCUGCAGACAGUAUGCACAUAGGUGUCCUUGCUGCUGCAGCACAUGCUGCUGCCAACCACAGCCCUUUCACUGUAUUCUAUAAUCCCAGGGCCUGUCCUUCUGAGUUUGUUGUUCCGCUGGUCAAAUAUCAGAAGGCUGUAUAUGGCAUUCAAGUUUCUAUUGGAAUGAGAUUUGGAAUGAUGUUUGAAAUGGAGGAGUCAGGUAAACGCAGAUAUAUGGGCACUGUAGUUGGGAUUAGUGAUAUUGAUCCAGUGAGAUGGCCAGAUUCAAAAUGGCGAACACUCCGGGUCGAAUGGGAUGAACCUUGUUGCAGUGAAAGACAAAGCAGGGUCAGUAUCUGGGAAAUUGACACUGCAGAAAAUCCUUUCCUUAUUUGUCCUUCUGCAUUUUCAACUCUCAAGCGACAGUAUCAAUUUGGUUAUGGAGGAGAAGAGACUGACAGAGAGACUUUUAAAAGGUUGAAUUUGGAGAUGCCUGGGAAUGGCAAUAGCACCUUCCAAAGCUCCUUUGUUUCUGAUGGUACUGCAGAACAGAUUAUGAGAGCACUCCAUAGACCUGGGAUGCAUGCUCUCGGGGCACUAGGGGGAUGUGGUGGACAAAUGGCUGCUUCUGACUUGCAGGGUCUUGCAGAGGAAAUUUACAAAGGGAAUUUGCCUCCCUUUCAAUUUUCUCAGUCGUGCUUAAAUGGAAUACAGCUGCAGAAUGAAGAAUCACAAACUGCUUCAAUAGAAAAGCACAACCAACUUCUGCAACAGCAUUCUGUCCAAGUCCAGAACCACAGUUCAUCAAAUUGCGUUGAGAGGCCUCAACUUGUAGACUCGGCUCUAAUUUCAUUGGUGCAGGUGGAGACACUAGAACAAGGUGCUGAAGCUACAUUGCAUCACCUAAAUGCUCCGGAUCAACUGUCAGUGACAGAAAACAAGAGCCAAAAAGUGGAGGACAAGUGCAAUAAACAAAAUCCAGAAGAGUGCAUGGAUAAUCCUUCAUGCAGCAAGACAUCGAAAGGGGUACAAUCCACAAGACCUCUUCAUGUUGAUCCGCUUGCAGCACAGUGUCAGAACGAUUCUUUAGAAAAUCCAAGGGUUUUACAGCAAGAGCUGCCGAACCAGUCCAACCUAUCAACAAGCUGCCAAGAUGAGGAGCUCUUAGAGAGACUGCCUAGCCAGUUGCAAUCUUUGAGUCAAUCAUGCUUGCUGCAGGGAUCAUCGCAACAUAUGCAAAUUGUUUCUCCUCAAACUGAAGUGAAGGUACUUCAGCCGUUACAACCGGAACGCCAACAUUCAGACGCUGAUAAUCUCUGCCAGAUGCUUCAACUCCCAAUGCAACAUACAUCUCAAUUCCAGGAUGUUGAAGAACUGAUGCUUCAUCCAAGUCUUUUUCAGACUCUCAGUGGCAUGUUGAGGGUGCCUAUUCCGAUGGUAGAACCUGAGACGUCAAUUUUGUCUGAAUUAGACAGCUCAGACACGUGUGUAAAUGCCAAUGCCAUUGCAGGAGUUCAUUCAGGAAGGCGUGAUUCUGACGUCAAAUUGCAGUCACCAUGCAUCUUUAAUUUCAAUAUUGAUGCAACCCAACCUUUCCAGGUCCCUGCCCAAGAAUUAUAUGGGCUUGCCCAUCAGUCGUACCUAAAAAAUAUUUGUAGUACUUCAGGGACCUUUUCCUGCAAGAAAAUAGAUCUUGGUGGCCCGCAAGAUACCCUCAAUCUGCAAAACAUCUCAAAGUGCUACAGUUCGAAAGAUGUUACUGAGGAGAGUAAUAUAUAUGGCAAUAAUCACUUGGAAGUCAGCAACGCAAGUACUUUAAUGGAUCCAUAUGUUUCAGGCUUAGUCAUGGAACGCUUCAGCACCCUGAAGGGUGGUUGCCUUUAUAAUCCUUCUGAAUGUCUCGUGGGUGACUAUAGUUCUAGCCAGGAUCUUCAGUCCCAGGUUACAUCCAUGGGACCAUCCGAAUCACAGACCUUCUCUGCCCAAGAGGUACCUGAGUCCUUUGGAAGGCUGCCUUCAUGUGGUGCGGCUGCCAGAGAAACGUGCUUCCAUACAAGCUCAUUACAGCAAGGUUCUCCACCUUUUCGAACAUAUACCAAGGUCCAAAAGCUAGGAUCUGUUGGUCGAUCUAUUGAUGUCACAAGGUUUAAAGAUUAUGAUGAGCUGAAGUACGCAAUUGCAUGCAUGUUUGGUCUUGAGGGGAAACUGAAUGAUCCUAGAGAAGCUGACUGGAAACUAGUCUAUACAGACUAUGAAAACGAUGUGCUUCUUGUUGGUGAUGAUCCAUGGGAGGAAUUCAUUAGAUGCGUUCGUUGCAUCAAGAUUUUAUCCCCUUCCGAGGUACAACAGAUGAGCCAGGAGGGCAUGCAGCUACUUGGUUCUGUUGCUAAUCAUUUGCAGUCCAGUGAAUGGUAAAUGUUCUGUUCUCAUUUCUAUGUUCCAUGUUCUCUUUUUUUUUUUUUGGUGUUUUUCUCAGAAAUUAAUUUGUUAAAUGUCUUGUUGAUCUGUAAGAAUCCGAGGCAUCUGUGUACCAUAUAGUUUGACUGCUUGAGGAAUCUCACUACUAUGUAAUAUUGGACCUAUGAACACGGCUUUAAGCUAGCCCAAGAAGAGAAGCUUGAUCUUGUACUGGAUAUUAUUGGCAUGUUCGGCUGCGUUUCGGCAUUAAAAACUAUAAUUUGUGUGAA
Nymphaea colorata (pocket water lily) is the source of this 3949-nucleotide messenger RNA. Its product is annotated as auxin response factor 5. Gene Ontology annotation, biological process: response to hormone; regulation of DNA-templated transcription. Gene Ontology annotation, cellular component: nucleus. The record is from RefSeq and is a predicted model, not a curated record. Lineage: Eukaryota; Viridiplantae; Streptophyta; Magnoliopsida; Nymphaeales; Nymphaeaceae. Bases 504 to 3677 code for a protein of 1057 amino acids. The transcript has 14 exons. Gene Ontology annotation, molecular function: DNA binding; protein binding.